GACCGUGAGAGAGUGAGCGGCCACAGAGCGACCAGGAACCGGACAGAACCAGGAACCACAGCACGAUGUUCUUCCAGAUGUGUCCUCACCUCCUCUGCUUCCUGCUGCUGCUCUGCAUCCCUGACACACACUCCGCUAAAUGUCCUGAGCAGUGUGUGUGUGACCAGAUCCAGCUCACUGUGACCUGCAACAGCAAGAACCUCACACACAUCCCCCCUACUUUGGAUGAGAUCACAGUGAAAUUGGAUCUGCGUGGUAACGACAUCCAGGAGCUUCCCUCCGGGGCCUUCAAACACACACCGUACCUCACACACCUGUCGCUGCAGCGCUGUAACGUCCGCAGGGUGAAGGAGGGGGCUUUCCGUGGCCUCGGACGCCUCGUCUUCCUCAACCUGGCCAACAACAACAUCGACAUCCUCUACCAGGAGUCGUUUGACGGCCUGUCCUCGCUGAAGCAGCUCCUGAUCGACCGUAACCGGGUGGAGGAGAUUCAGCCCGGAGCUUUCUCUCAGCUCGGCUUCCUCAACCUGCUCUCCCUCACACACAACCAGCUGGUGUACAUCCCCAACAUGGCCUUCCAGGGCUUGCAGAACAUCAAAUGGCUUCGUCUGAGUCACAACUCUUUAAAUUACCUGGACACGGAGGCUUUGGCCGGGCUGUUCACGCUCACACGUCUCAGUCUGGACCACAACGAGCUGCAGUUCUUCCCCACAGAGACCAUGACCAGACUUCCAGAGGUGACCCGUCUUGACCUGAGCUACAACCCGAUGACGUACCUGGGAGAGGAGGUGGUUUCCAUGAAGAAACUGACGCACCUCUUCAUGGAUCACAUGUCCCUGCAGGACCUGGACCCCACGGCCUUCUCCAAAUCCAGCAAACUGGUGCACCUGGACCUCGGUCACAACCAGCUGAGAGUCCUGCAGCCUUUCUCCGAGGGAACGUCGUCGCUGGCUCGCCUGAACCUGGCCGGGAACCCUCUCUCCUGCAACUGCUACCUGCGUCCUCUCAGGGAAUGGUCGAUCCGUAACAAGGUGAAGCUGCUGGGCACCUGUGGAGGUCCAGCCCACCUGUCAGGGGAGAGCCUGGAGGCCGUGCACCCUCCGGAGCUGCGCUGCCAGAGCCAGGAGGCCAUGCUGAGGGCGGAGAGGGAGGAGGCCGCCAGGAUCACUCCUCCUCCCACUCAGGAGCCAAAGAACAAGGUCAAGUGUCCGGCAAACUGCGCCUGCGAGGCUGAUACACACCACUCUUCGUGUGAGAACCGCGCUCACACUAAAGUUCCUCAGGGUUUCUCUCCGGACACGAGGCUCCUGGACCUCCGAGGAAACCACUUCCACUUCAUCGCCAGCAGCAGCUUCCCCGGCAUGACCCAGGUGGUUUCGCUCCACCUGCAGCGCUGCAAGAUCGUGGAGGUGGAGGACGGGGCGUUCAGCGGCAUGAAGGGUCUGAUCUACCUUUACCUGUCCGAGAACGACCUCUCCUCCCUCAGCCCUGGCGCCUUCAAAGGCCUCCCUCAGCUCACGUACCUCCACCUGGAGAAGAACCGCUUCACCGGUUUCCCCCGGGGAGCCUUCAGCCUGGUGCCCAGCCUGCUGGCUCUGCACCUGGAGAACAACUCCAUCUCCAGGCUGGAGCCGGACGUCCUGCUGGGGGCCGGGAGCCUGCGCUCGCUCUACCUCACCGGGAACGCCAUCGGGAACGUGUCCCCUCGAGCUCUGGAGGGGGCGGGGGACCUGGACACGCUCCACCUGGGGGGCAACAAGCUGAAGGAGGUGCCCACCGAGGCGUUUAGUAAGAUGGGGAGCCUGCGGGACCUGAGGCUGUCCGGGAACACCAUCCGCUGGGUGGGGCCGAACGCCUUCAGACCCCUGGAGAGGAGCCUGAAGGAGCUGUACCUGGACAACAUGGGGCUGGAGAAGAUGUCUCAGAGCUCCCUGGCAGGAGUGGGUCCAGGUCUGAGGAGUCUCUUCCUGGAGGGGAACCUUCUGGAGGAGGUGCCGGACCUCCACCCUCUCUCUUCUCUGGAGGUCAUCAACCUGGCCCACAACCCUCUGAUGUGUGACUGCCCUCUGCUGCCACUGCGCAUGUGGAUAGAGAAAGUGAACCUGAAGGUGCGAGCCACGUGUGCGAAUCCCCCCGAGCUGAUUGGUCGACGGGUGAAGGACGUCCAGGUCUUCAGAGCCUGUCCUGGGGGAGAAAGUCUUCCUCCCCCCCCCCACCGUCACCCCAAAACCAGCCAAGGCCCCCAAAGCCACCAAACCCAAACCGAUGCACCUCAAAGGCCCGCGGCGGGUCAAGAUGCUCAAAGCCAAACGUCGUAAAGGAUCCAACACAAAACCCACGGCGGCGAAGAAAACCACCAAGAGACAAACCAUGGAGUUAAUUUGAUGUAACCUGUGAAGGGUUUUUAACAUCUUCAAUAUAUCAGAUUUCUAUUACAUUGUUUCUGCAUCAUUUUCUAUUCGUCAUCUAUUGGUAACUGUUGAAAAACGUCUGUUACAACACAUUAUGUAAUGAGUUCACUGACAAAAUGUAACACUCGUACAACACACUUCCUUAUGUAAUAACACUCAUUCGUUAAUAAGCAGCUUCAAGGCAAUAUGUAAUGCAUUCACCUGCUUCUCGUAAUGUUUCUUACACCAUGCCAGAGUCGUUUUAUCUGACGCAGCAUGGCCUGAGAAAGCUGCUUUUUAAAGUUUUUAAAAGACAAACCAUGGAGUUAAUUCCUCUAGAAACUCAUCCUGUUAAGGGUUUUUAACAGCUUCAAUAUAUCAGAUUUCUAUUACAUUGUUUCUGCAUCAUUUUCUAUUCGUCAUCUAUUGGUAACUGUUGAAAAACGUCUGUUACAACACAUUAUGAAAUGAUUUCACUGACAAUCACAAUGCAUAUCCUUAUGUAAUAACACUCAUUCGUUAAUAAGCAGCUUCAAGGCAAUAUGCAAUGCAUUCACCUGCUUCUCGUAACGUUUCUUACAUCAUGCAUGAGUUGUUUUAUCAGACAUGGCUGGAGAAAGCUGCUUUUUAAGAAAGACAAACCAUGGAUUUAAUUCCUCUAGACAUGUAUCCUGCUGAGGCUUUUUAACAUCUCCUAUAGGAUAGACUUAUAUCAGACUAUUGUUGCAUUAUUUACUCUGUUUUCAAAUCAUUAGUGUAGAAACAACACAAAUAUGCAAUAACACAAUGUUAUAGUUGGCCAUGGCCAACAUGCAAUACGUUUGGACGUAUUAUCCAAUAACACCUGCAUUUCGUAAUAAUUAACUACAUAUUGCAAUGUGUUUUACAUGUAUGAGUCUUUUUAUCAGACAUGGCCUGAGAGAGCUGCAUUUUUUACAUUUUAUACUGCUUCAUAAACAAUACUGACAUCCCUGUGCUCCUCCGAGUCUGGGGGUCCGGGGAUGUGAGGAGGACA
Molecule: messenger RNA, 3405 nt
Organism: Gymnodraco acuticeps
Lineage: Eukaryota; Metazoa; Chordata; Actinopteri; Perciformes; Bathydraconidae
Gene: chadlb
Product: chondroadherin-like b
Exons: 11
Coding region: 66-2318 (750 amino acids)
Cellular component (GO): extracellular matrix
Molecular function (GO): protein binding
Source: RefSeq, a predicted model, not a curated record